AACUGUAAAGAGUUAUCUUUUACUGAAUUUUAUUUACGGGUAAAAAGUAAACAUUCCUUUUAUCACAAGUUACAGAGCUGACGAGACAUGGACAAUAUUCUCCUAGCACUAGCUGGCACAUCUUUUUUUAAGUAUGCUGCAUAUAUGUAUAUGUCCAAACGAACUUACCAAUGUGUUGGGACAGUCUCUGAACUCUACCUCUAUCCCGUAAAGUCCUGCAAGGGGCUCAAAGUAAACAGUUUACGAUGUACCCGGCUCGGCGUGGAGUACGACGGCAUGUAUGACAGACACUGGGUUUUUGCCACAGAAAAAGACGGUCAGUGGAUUACACAGAGACAAGAGCCGCGCAUGGCUCUUAUAUCAAUUUCUUUACAUGGAGAUGAAAUACACUUUGAUGCACCAGGAAUGACAACGCUGAAGUUGCCAAAAGACCCGAAGAAAGACCAAUGUAAAGUUAAAAAAGUUCAGGUUAAGAUGGAUAUUAUAGAAUCUCUGGAUUGUGGAACCGAGGCUGCAGCAUGGAUUAGUAAAUUUCUGGGCAGAAAGAUGUGUCUCCACUACUCACCCAGUGAUAUGGAGAAACGUGAUGCUGUCAAUGCUCAAAAGCUCUGGAGCCAUGAUGCUAAAAAGGGGGAUCUGUUUGCAUUUUCUGACUAUUGCGCUUACAUGAUGUUAUCUCAGUCUGGUCUGGAUGAACUAAAUAAUCGUCUCGCCGAACCAGUCACGUGCCUUAACUUCAGGUCUAACAUCAUUGUUAAAGGAUGUCCACCAUAUGACGAGGACGAAUGGGACGUUAUAAAGAUACGAGAUGCUAAAUUCAGAAAUAUAGAUGCAUGUACAAGAUGUAUUCUGACGACAGUGGAUCCAUUCAAAGGAGAAAAGUCGAAAGACGAAGAACCGUUAAAGACCUUGCAAACGUACCGAGCCUUUGAACCUUACCCUCCAAGUAAACCCUUGUUUGGAAUCCAUCUUGCCAAUGACGUAGAGGAUGUCAUCCAUGUUGGAGACCCGAUCUACGCCAUACGAAAAUAGACUUUAAUACACAAGUUGUCUAUUAGAUAGGGUUAUAAAGUAGUUUCAGUACA
This is a messenger RNA of Mytilus trossulus (common blue mussel), 1085 nucleotides long. Its product is annotated as mitochondrial amidoxime-reducing component 1-like. The record is from RefSeq and is a predicted model, not a curated record. The transcript is spliced from 7 exons. Bases 88 to 1032 code for a protein of 314 amino acids. Lineage: Eukaryota; Metazoa; Mollusca; Bivalvia; Mytilida; Mytilidae. Gene Ontology annotation, molecular function: catalytic activity; pyridoxal phosphate binding; molybdenum ion binding.